Musca vetustissima is the source of this 2565-nucleotide messenger RNA. RefSeq names its product inositol-pentakisphosphate 2-kinase (gene Ipk1). Gene Ontology annotation, cellular component: nucleus. NCBI's taxonomy places the organism in Eukaryota, Metazoa, Arthropoda, Insecta, Diptera, Muscidae. The coding region runs from base 1 to 2565 and encodes 854 amino acids. The transcript has 9 exons. The record is from RefSeq and is a predicted model, not a curated record. Gene Ontology annotation, molecular function: ATP binding; inositol-1,3,4,5,6-pentakisphosphate 2-kinase activity. Gene Ontology annotation, biological process: inositol phosphate biosynthetic process.
AUGGCUUCGGAAACAUCAUCAUACGCUUCAUCAUGCCCGCAAUCAAGUGAGCCACCAAAGGAAUUGCUCGAACUGUUGAGUGUUUUGAAUAAACAACAGUUACAACAGCAGCAGCAGCUCCCGCAACAGCAGCAUGGCCACAAUUCAAAUAUGAAUGUGGAGGACGAUGCAGAAGACCUCGGACAGAAACAGAAGCACGAACCAUCUAUGCCUUCUAGCCAACAAAAUACUCGCAUGGAUCUGAGCCAAAUUGAGUUGAUCUAUCGUGCUGAGGGUAAUGCAAAUUUGGUGCUUGCAUUACCGCAAUUUAAAAAAGUUUUACGUUUGCCAAAAAUUCAACAAAAACAGCAAUCCAAAAAGCAACAACAACAAAACGAAAUAUCUCUGCAGGAAUUGCAACAAAUGAAUGAAUGGAAGCAACAACCACAACAUCAAGAUACCCAAUAUGGCCAAAAAUGUCCUGGACCAAACAAACACCAACAACAACAGCUGGAGCAACAACAACAACAGCAGGAGCAUUGGGAUAAUCAGAAAGAAGAGCAGCAACAACAACAACAUGAGCAGUCGGAAUUGCAUCAGCAGGAGCCAACAAAUAUGACUUUAACAACAACCGGCCAACAGCUACUACAACUGCCUCAGAGCUCAAACGCUGUUGGAAUCUUGACAAUGGACCAUUAUGUGGCUUAUAUUGGUAUCAUACGUUGCCUACUGGGAAAUGAGUUUGUAUUCGAAGCGGAUAUUGUUGCAGUGCCAAAUCCCAAUGACAGAGAUUGGAUAAAUGAGCACAUUAGGCCGUACCGGCCAGUUAAUCGUUUGGAUAAAGAAUUUGGUGGCCAUUACGGUUUGUUACUGCCAGAUGCUACCCGUUUGCCAGCAGAGUUCGAUAGUUUAUUUUCCAAUUCACAGCAAACAAAAUCAAAACAACAAUGUUGUUGUAGUCCUGCUGAUGACCAGGAUGCCAUCGCUGGUGCCAGCAACAAUAUUUUCCUGGAAGAUACAUUCGCCAUUGAAAUAAAACCGAAACAAGGCUGGCUCUUACCCAACGAUGUUAACAAUUUAUUUGAUAUAAAGCCAACAACAGGAGUAGCUGUGCAACAGCCAACAACAGUAGCAACAGAAACAACUGCAUAUAGUUUAGUGGAUGUGGAACCUGUCACCUACACCUACACCUCCACCACAUCCACAUCCAAAGGCACAUUGCAAACAUCAGCUGACAAAGAAUGCUUUACGGCCACUCAAAAUAAGUCAUCCAUAACAAAAACUACAACAUCUCCUCAACAACAACAAAAAUCAUUGUCAGCCAUACACGAAGAAGAAGCGCCAGCAUCAGGAACGACAGUGGGAGUCUUACAUGACGAGGUGGACAUCAGGUGUCGCUAUUGCAGCAUGCAGUUUUUAAAGUUGCAGCAGCAAAAAAUUCUCCAGCGCAGCAAUUACUGUCCCAUCGAUUUGUUCUCUGGUGUGCCAGCUCGAAUGUGGAAUGCUUUGCAUGCACUUUUCACAUGUCCUCAGAAUAAUUUACGUAUCUUCAAGAAUGGCAUCGUUGUGUUCGAUGACCAACUUAGCCGCUUGUCCAAAAUUGAAGAUUUAUUUCCGAGCAAUCAACUUCAUAUUCUUAAAGAAUUGCUGGUGACAUGUCUACUUAAAGACUACAACCCCAAUGGACCAAAUAUUGCAGCCAAUGCAAAUCCGGACAUUGAUGACAACAUUGACGACGUCAUGGCAACUAAGUCACGAGAUGUGCAAAUUACUGCCAAGGGAUUGGCACAUGACAAUGCCGAUCCACAGAGCAGCCCUACAACGCCUGGUAAAAAACUAAAAACAAUAAAAGCGGAAACACAACCGGAAUCGGAUGUAACAAAAGUUAACACAACUUUCACUACAGCUAACACCACCAUCACCACUACCAGCAGCAGUAGCAGCAUCAUCAGUGCCGCCACUAAGCCAAAUAGUAAAAUGGCAGGAACCAUUACUUCAUCCACUGGCACUACCACUACAUCGCAGCAAUCCAGUGAUACCAAGAACUCGUCUUUAGCUGGGUUUAGUGAUUCCCCCAGCCAUUGUCCCACAUCCGUUGGCAGAAGUGAUGUCUCUGUUGAGCCAAAGAACAAACCGGAAAUGUUGAGCUUACCGAAAAAUUGUGUUUUGCAAAAAAUUCUAAAUUUACAGUUGCUGGCCAAGCAAAAUUUCGUCCAUAUGCUUAAGGAGAACUAUCACAAGAAAAAAGGCAAAUCCUAUGACAUUUUAUCAACUCUGCUCAAGAAAUUUCAAUACCAAAAACAGAAAUUGGGAAUUUCUCAAUUGAGUGCCGAAGAACAAUACCAGUUGGCUGCCACUGUCUUGGAUUGUUCCAUAAUGAUAACAUUUCGUCAAGUGUCAACAAAAAAUAUGCCUGACAAUGGGAGCUUAAACGCCAAUCCCCGUAUGAUCUGCAUAAAUGGGCAACACUUUAUGACGAAAAUCACUUUAUUGGAUUUGGAUCCUAAGCCAGAUACACAUUUUGCCAAAUAUGUUAAACAAACCCAAGAAAUUAUGCAGUCCAUUCACAUGCUGCUGGAGCAAUAA